This is a messenger RNA of Chara braunii, 2895 nucleotides long. The record is from the annotation of a GenBank genome assembly. Lineage: Eukaryota; Viridiplantae; Streptophyta; Charophyceae; Charales; Characeae.
GACCAUCAUCGGAUCGGACCCCGCUGGUGACAUCGCCGGGAAGGUGGUUCGUGAACCGAUGUAGGGGCCAUGGAGAUUGCUGACGUGGCUGCUUCCCAGCACGUGCGUCAGAUGAUGACGGUAUGGCGACUUGCCAUCCUGGGGACCGUUGGAUCGCAUCACCAUAAACAAGAUUGGCGACCGGUCGAUGGGAUGGAGAUGAGUUGUCCGGAAGAUGUGUGAGACGGACCGGUCCUGGGGUGUGAGACGGACGGAGAGGCGGAACGAAUCCGGUACGUGAUUGGCGACCGGUCGAUGAAUAUGGCCCUUGUGUCGGUCGUGAAUGGCCAUCGGUAGCGGAAAUGCUACGGGGUGAGUCGGGAUGAGGGGGUGUCUCGAGUGAAACGACGAGGCGUCGAUAUCGAAGGGAAGGGGUAAGGGAACACAGGGCGGAUUAGCUGUUCUUGUCGCUCUCCUCCCGGCCUUCAUCUCCCCUGCUCUCUCUCUCUCUCUCUCUCUCUCUCUCUCUCUCUCUCUCUCUCUCUCCCCUCUGUCUCUAGCGCGCCGCCCCUCUCCACCUCCACGCGUCCCUCUCGCUGUCCCUACCGUCCUCUCUCCCUCUGUCUUCUCUCCUCUGUCUCUAGCUCGCUUGUUGACUUUGUUAUUCUCUCUCUCUCUCUCUCUCUCUCUCUCUCUCUCUCUCUCUCUCUCUCUCUCUCUCUCUCUCUCUCUCUCUCUCUCUCUCUGUCUUGCUCUAGUUCGAUCACAUUGUUUCCGGUCAUUUGCCUGUACCGACUCUUUCCGCCGGCCGACUGCCGCUGUUGCUGCGCGGACUUUCGAGAAAAAUCAAGUCAGUCAGUCACUCACUGAAUUACUCAAUCAAUUAAUCAAUCAAUCAAAACAAUCAAUCAAUAGCUAUCAUGGCUAUGAACUGGGAGGAGGAGUCGUUCCCGCAAUGGGAGGAUUACUCUUACCUUCUGCCGUCCAUCUUGAGCUUCUUGCUGAUUCGGCUGUUUUUGGACCAGCUGGUCCUCGAGCGGAUGGGACAGAGCCUCCUUUUUCGGUCCCGAGUCCCCAAGAAGUUGCUGUCUAAACACGCGGCCGAGGAGAGGCGGAAGAAGCUGGUCAAAUUCAAGGAAUCUGCGUGGAAGUUUCUCUAUUACACGAGUGCUGAGGCUCUGGUGCUUUUCAUAACCUACAACGAGCCAUGGUUCGGCAAUACCAAGGCUUUUUGGGAGGGAUGGCCUAACCAACGGUACAAACUCAAGCUUAAGGCCGUCUACUUCUACACGGGCGGCUUCUACACCUACAGCAUUUUUGCUCUUUGCUUCUGGGAGACCAGGAGGAAGGAUUUUUCUGUCACCAUGAGCCAUCACAUCGCCACCGUCUUCUUGAUCUUGUUCUCUUACAUCAGCGGCUUUGCUCGUGUUGGUUCCAUCGUCCUCGCAAUUCACGAUGUCAAUGACGUGUUCCUUGAGAUGGCCAAGAUUUGCAAGUAUUUGAAAUUCGAGGCAGGUGCAACGUUCAAUUUCUCGGUGUUUGUUAUUUCCUGGGUCGUAUUGCGCCUCGUCUAUUACCCAUUCUGGAUCAUUUAUAGCACGAGCUAUGAGUGCUUGCAGGUGCUCAAUAAGGAGGAGUGCCCCUGGGCGUGCUACCUAUACUAUAUGUUCAACACGCUAUUGAUUACCUUGCUAGUGCUUCACAUCUAUUGGUGGGUGCUAAUCUUCCGGAUGGGCAUUGCAAAGACCGAAAGGCAUGACCAGGAACUCAUAAGUGCCGUAUCUGGUCUUGAAGGCAGUCUUGUGGACAUCGCCUUCAACCAUCUCAAUCUGGUGGUAGCCAAAUUUGAGAUCGAUCUUGCUGAGAAUUGUGCAGCCCUGCACCAUGUCCAACAGAUCAUCAAUCCUAGGAAGGGGCUCUGGAUGAUAUUUCAAGUUCAAGGUCAAACCCAGUUGUGGCAGGCUGAACGAAUGGAGCUGGCGGAUCGCGCAGCCGCUCUGACUGCUGGGGCAGAUGAUAAAGUGUAUGCAUGUACAGUGGACACUGUUUACGCUUAUUCCUCAGACGGGACUGUGUCCUGGACAGUCCCUUUGCGAGAACAAUCUUACUGUCAACCCACUAUUGCCCCAAUCAUAGCCAGCUCUGGCGAGUUGUUCAUUGCUGCAGCUAAGCAGGUCCUGAUUGUCACGCCUCCCGACGAUCUCCAAUUAAUGGGGACUGUGACGAGUUUCUUCAAUUCUUCCUUGGUGGUUGCAAGCGGGGGUAAUGCGGAAGAAUAUAUCAUCAUCGGUAUGAGUAUUAGUGCCAGCAAAGAGGCGAUCUUCAUCAAUGCAGGGGUGGCAGGCGUAUUUUGUGUGCUGAUGAAUGGCACCUCGUUAUGGGCAGACGAGAAGAAGAAACCCACAAGGUUUUCGCCUAUCGGCAAUGACCUUUCUCCUCCGGCAAUAAAGGCCUGCGGAGGAGACAAGUCCCUUUGCAUCUUCUUCAACGCGCCGGCAGUCGACCAAUGUGACGGUAACAUUUACCUUUGCAACCUGGAUGGAUUUCUCUACGCCGUUCAUGGCCACCGUCCCAGUCUGCGGUGGCGCACAGAUCUACAGCUUCCUGGCCCAUCAACAAUAGCUGGAGUUAUCACAGGCAACAAUGGGCGAGUGUAUGUCGCAACAGCUGCACCCGGUUAUCUCUUUGCCUACACGACCAAUGGUACACUUCUAUGGCAGAAGGCAAUCGGCACGCUCGAUUACAGCCAUGCAUUUUGUACUGUUGACGAAAAUGGUACACAUUUCUGCCUGAUAUUGCUGAACUCGUAAAUCCAUCCAUCCAUUCAUCCAUCCAUUCAUCCAUCCAUCCCUGUCAUUUCCCUCCUCAACUAACACCUGCCUUGGUCUUAUCCCAAAAUAAAAACCCAGAAGCCAC